Metarhizium album ARSEF 1941 is the source of this 2493-nucleotide messenger RNA. Its product is annotated as exosome complex exonuclease Rrp. Gene Ontology annotation, cellular component: nuclear exosome (RNase complex); nucleolus. NCBI's taxonomy places the organism in Eukaryota, Fungi, Ascomycota, Sordariomycetes, Hypocreales, Clavicipitaceae. The record is from RefSeq and is a predicted model, not a curated record. Bases 1 to 2493 code for a protein of 830 amino acids. Gene Ontology annotation, molecular function: 3'-5'-RNA exonuclease activity; nucleic acid binding; nucleotide binding. Gene Ontology annotation, biological process: nuclear polyadenylation-dependent snRNA catabolic process; nuclear polyadenylation-dependent rRNA catabolic process; nuclear polyadenylation-dependent antisense transcript catabolic process. The transcript is spliced from 5 exons.
AUGGAGGCGCCUCCGGACUUCAAGGCUCAACAGGAGAGCAUCCAAAAGGCCCUCGUAUCCACGGUCAAGUCCGUCAAUCGCAUAGCCGCGGAGGAUCUGGGAUUCCAGCGAACCGUAAACCCCGAUGUCGCGGAACAACUUGACGACAGAUCCGCACGCAUGCUGCAUCUCUCCACACGCCUACUUCAAUCUGCCGCCAAGGCGUGCGGUGUCAAAGGCCCGAGGCUCGAAGAUGCAGAAGACAUCGAUAUGAGAUGGCAGGCUAUCGUGGAUGUGGUGGAUUCCGUUCUCGAAAAGGCCGAUACCGCCAUGGACGAAUACACUGGCCUGGUGAAGCGAAAAGAACCCCCGAGCGCGGAUACUGGUCCCAAAGCGAAAAGAACAAAGCCAACGGGCAAAGUUAUCCGAAAUGCAAAUGUCACCAAGCCCCAGACCACGUUCGAGAAGCAACCCGACAACUUUCCUACUGGCCCCUGGAAACCGAUUCUCGCCAACAAGCCUCAUGCUACUGUUUCAUUAGAGCAGAGCCUCGUCAAUUCUCCAGGCGAAGACGGCAUAAAACAGUACAAACACCCUUACGAAACAGAAAUCUCGAAUAUGAAGUACCCAGACUGGAUAUUCCAAAAGCACCCUCCCGUACCCUCACAACCGGUAGACUCAACAAAAGCUACCUGGGUAGAUACCUAUGAGGGAGUUCUCGAAAUGUUGGAGGAACUCAAGAAGGCCAAGGAGAUUGCCGUCGACCUGGAGCAUCACGAUUUCCGCACAUACACAGGACUUGUAUGCCUAAUGCAAGUUAGCACCCGGGAUAAGGAUUGGAUUGUAGAUACGCUGCGGCCAUGGCGACACAGGCUUGAAAUUCUCAACGACGUCUUUGCCGAUCCCAGUAUUGUGAAGGUAUUUCAUGGUGCGUACAUGGACAUGGUUUGGCUACAACGGGACCUGGGCCUCUACGUAAAUGGUCUUUUUGAUACCUAUUUUGCCUGUGAUCUUCUUGGCUAUCCAGGCAGAAGUUUGGCCUUUUUACUAUCGAAAUUUGUCGAUUUUGAUGCCGACAAGCAGUACCAGCUGGCUGACUGGAGAAUACGGCCUAUUCCGGAAGAGAUGCUGUAUUACGCUCGUUCAGACACGCACUAUCUUCUUUAUAUAUUUGACAACGUUCGUAAUGAACUAAUCGAAGCUUCGGACAGAAGCGAUCCGGAGAAGGACUACAUCAACCAGGUCUUGGAGAGAUCAAGAGAACUGGCGCUAUCACGGCACGAAAACCCCGACUACAACGAGACGACCGGUGAGGGACCCAGAGGGUGGUACAACUACGUGUUGAAGCACUCUCACCUUGCCUUGAAUGGGGAGCAGUUUUCUAUAUUCAAAGCCUUGUGGAAGUGGAGAGACGAAACGGCACGACAAGAAGACGAAAGCCCCAACUUUGUGCUGGGAACAACCAACGUCACUGAAAUUGCACGCGUCAAUCCUCCCGAUGUCAAGGCUCUGCACAGUCUAUUGCCUCUGACAGCCCCUCUAGCCAGAGCGCGCCUGAAUGAUAUCUGGGACCGGCUUCAAGAGGCCAAGACCAAGGGUGGACCAAGCUUAAUGCAAUUCUUUACGAAUCUCAUGCCAGAGUCAAGAGUAACGAGCAAGAUGCCAAAACUUGCUCGUCAGCGCGUGGAGUUGCCAACUCUGGAGGGGCCCGAUGUCUCGGUAGUGACAUUGGUUCAGUCCAAGCUAUUCGGCAGCAUGCCUAUAAGCUCGCGGUGGGAAGAGUCGAGGGGGUCGUCAACACCCAUGGAUGACAAUAUACCUUUUCCUUGGCAACGAUUUGUCCGCGAUUCCACCACCACUGACGGAGUGCAAGAGGAAGAGGCUGUCAGUCAAGUUGUGGAGAACAUUCCUUCAGCGUCGGAAACGCCCAACGUUAAGGCUGGGGUGGAAGAACCUGACGAGGAGUUUACUCUGAAGACGGGAAGAAAGCGGAAACUUGAGUCGGAGCCGGAUGAAGACGACGAGACGUCAUCCUCUGGCGAAUCAGAAUUUGAAUCCAAAUCUGAAUCUGAGUCUGAGCCACAGCCACAGCCAGAGCCACCGGCAAAUGAGGAAGAAGACAUGUCCGUUGCGGACGCCAGCGGCGUCAUAUCCAUGGUAGAUGAUUCAUCCGAAAAGAGCAAGAAACAACGCCAGCUAGAGCGUCGCCAGAGACGAAAACAAGGAAAUGUCGAAAUCGCCAAGAAACGGGAAGCCAAAGUCGCGAGAAAGGCCAAGAAGCAGGAACGGCGGCAGGGCAAGGAGGAGCAAAAGAAGAAGUACAGUGCUGUGCCAUUUGAUUAUGCCAAGGCCACAUCAGUCAUGCACGCCAAUCGUGGACAAGGUUCUCAGAGCGGACGGAAGGAGCAGAAGAAAGUGUUUGAUCCGUAUUCCAAGACUGGUGAGGAUGAGAUAAAGGGCGCGAGGAAAAUGCCGCCUGUCAGGGGAGAACGGAGUGCUACGUUUAAGAAGUAG